GGAAGAUCAACAUGUAGGCCUAGACCAAGACGAAGUUUACAAACUCCUGAGCUGAUUAGGCCUAUGCUUGAGCCCAGUGAUGAGGAGUCUCAACAAGAAGAACCACCAACUGAAAGCUGGGAUCCUACACCUGGUCAAGAGAGAGAAGAUCAGGGUGCAGCUGAGAUUCAAGUGCCUGACCUGGAAACUGAUCUCCAGGAGCUGUCUGAGUCAAAGACUGGGGAUGAAUGCAGAGAUGGUCCUGAUGUCCAGGGGAAAAUUCUGCCAAAAUUAGAGCAAUUUAAAAUGCCAGAAGAAGGGAUGCUAUCCAUUAGGAGGCAAAAUUAUGUGCUUUCUGUUUUUCACAAUAUUAUACUUUUGAUAAUAUAAAGAGAGAACAUUACUGCCCCUUUAAAAACACAAUUCAAAUGCAGGCUUUCUUUGAAAAGUUGUUCCAACCCCAAAUGCCUGACUGGAAGACUUAAACACUGUGAGAUACAGAAACAAAUGGGGUCAAAGCCAUAUUGAAUCAUCAAAUAUGAAAGCAUUUUCUUACUUGUGACUAUAACCAACAGCUAACAAUUUUCAGAUUAUUUUCUAAUUUCUGCUUUUAAUAAAUACAUAAUACAUUUGUAAUACCACUUUGUGUGAAAUAUGCUGAGUAUUGAAGGAGGUUCUAGUACCAGAUCUAACAUAAUUUGUGAGAUUUUGGGUGAAUUCCAUAAAUUCUACACCCAUCUUUUUCUGUUAUUGAACAUAGUAAACGCAAAUCAGGUAUAUUAAAAUCUAUUUCAAGGUUGAUUUCCAUAUUUUCAUGUUCUGUUGGAUAGAAUACAAAGUUAUGAUUUUUCAUAACAAUCAAUUUCACUCCGGUUAUAAUAUCUGAGUUGAGAUUUCAUGGUUCCCAAAAAAUGAGUGGGUAACGUGCUUGAUGUUUCCUUUCCUGUAUGGAGACCAAAAUGACUGUUCUUGGAUUUUGUUAAAUUUUAAAUUCUCUGGCUCUUAAAGAAUAAUUGCAUUUUAAAUCCUUUCCGCAGUGAACCCUUGAGUGGCUGAAUAAUAAAAUGGCAAGAGACAGUCAGGUUUCUGUGGCCGAUCUAGUAGGGAGCAUGCGUGUAGGUCAGUGAUGCUCAAGGUGGGUGUAAGAUGCCUGUGCUAAGCAUGCUCCCUGUCUUCCUGUCAGUCUUGAUGAGCUACUGUGUGUAAUUAGAUUGAAGGCACAUGUGAUAGAACCACCUCUAACCCUAUCAUAGGUUACAUAUUACAGGUUUCUGCCUUGAGACAUCAGAUGAUACAAUUUAAAUUUCAAAGACCAUAACGUCCUAAUUCUUGAGUAGUCGACAUAAGUAUCUUUUACACAUAUUUUCCAAUUGCUGACUGUUAAUUAGAAGAGCUUAGGAAUUUCAAGGAAGCACUCCAUAUUUAGGGAAGAAAUUACCUAAAUGCUUUUACUCUACACUGCUGAACCAUUCCAUUAGACCAUUUACAUUGAAAGAUAGCUUUCACUCUAUUUCCAGGAGCCUAUUGAAGAAGCCUUAACUGUAUUCUUUGGAAGGUUAUAGUCUUUUCUUUUGUCUAGAAUUAAUUUCUUUUUAUAUUAUUGUACUAUAAAUUCUAGGGUACAUGUGCACAAUAUGAAGGUUUGAUACAUAGGUAUACAUGUGCCAUGUUGGUUUGUUGCACCCAUCAAUUCGUCAUUUACAUUAGGUAUUUCUCCUAAAGCUAUCCCUCCCCCAGCCCCACACCCCCCAACAGGCCCUGGUGUGUGAUCUUCCCUGCGCUGUGUCCAAGUGAUUUCAUUGUUCAAUUCCCACCUAUGAGUGAGAACAUGCAGUGUUUGGUUUUCUGUCCUUGUAAUAGUUUGCUGAGAAUGAUGGUUUCAUCCAUGUCCCUACAAAGGACAUGAACUCAUCCUUUUUUAUGGCUGCAUAGUAUUCCAUGGUGUAUAUGAGCCACAUUUUCUUAAUCUUGUCUAUCACUGAUGGACAUUUGGGUUGGUUCCAAGUCUUUGCUAUUGUGAAUAGUGCCACAAUAAACAUAC
Molecule: messenger RNA, 2020 nt
Organism: Symphalangus syndactylus (siamang)
Lineage: Eukaryota; Metazoa; Chordata; Mammalia; Primates; Hylobatidae
Product: X antigen family member 3-like
Source: RefSeq, a predicted model, not a curated record